AAGUAUUGUAUUUUGUUCUUGGUUAAAUCAAUUGAAUUGCACACUUCAUAACAAAUAUUUACGUGAACGUCGACAUCUUGUACGAUCGUUUUAUUGUCAACCUUUCUAUUAUGGAGAUGAAAAGUUUUAUAUCAGAUAAGUACUUACAAUUCAUACGACAACAUUAUGGAGAAGGAAGAAAUCUGUCAAUACUUUAAUGAUAUUAUCAAAGAUGAAAAAGAUGUUUCUGCUGGAAUGGCUGCUAUACGUACACUAUUAAAAGUUUUGGAGUAUUCAAAGUCUGAAACGGUUCAAGAACUCAGGUACUGUUUACAGAAUGCAAUAGAUGCAAUGAGAUCUACUGAAAAUCCUGUAACUGCCAUUGCAUCUGGAAGUGAAUUAUUUCUUCGUUUUAUAACUUUGGCUACAUUAGAUACUCCUUCAUUUGCAGAAUGUAAGGGUAUUAUGCUCCAUAGAGGCAAAAUGUUUUAUGAGAAAUUAGUAGCUGCCAGAGGAAAAGUAGCAAAAGUUGCAGCACAUUUCAUUAAGGAUGGCUCUAAAAUACUUACUCAUUCAAAAUCUAGAGUUGUAUUGCAAGCAAUGAAAGAAGCUGUUGAAAGUAAUAAAAUAUUUGAAGUAUAUGUAACAUGUUCUUCUCCAGAUAAUAGUGGGGAAGAAAUGUAUGAAAAUUUAACAAAAUUAGGUUUAUCUUGUACAUUGAUAUUAGAUUCUGCAAUGGGAUAUGUCAUGGAACAAGUUGAUAUGGUCAUGGUAGGAGCAGAAGGGGUUGCAGAAAGUGGAGGUGUUAUUAACAAGGUUGGCACAUAUACAAUGGCAAUGUGUGCUAAAGAGGUGAAGAAACCAUUUUAUGUCUUAACAGAGAGUUUCAAAUUUUCAAGAAUAUAUCCCUUAAAUCAAGUAGAUCUUCCAAAUGAGUUUAAAUAUACAGCAAGUACAUUAAAAAAAGAUUUGCAGAAAGAACAUCCAUUAGUUGAUUAUACACCACCGCAUUAUAUUAGUCUUCUCUUUACUGAUUUAGGCAUAUUAACACCUUCAGCUGUAAGUGAUGAACUUAUUAAAUUGUACUUGUAACAUGUAUGUGCAUAUACAUCAGUACAUCAAAAUACAUAUACAAAUAAUUUUAAUACGAAUAUAGGUAAAAAUAAAAUUAUUUAUACAAUGACAAUAAUAAAUAU
Molecule: messenger RNA, 1175 nt
Organism: Apis mellifera (honey bee)
Lineage: Eukaryota; Metazoa; Arthropoda; Insecta; Hymenoptera; Apidae
Gene: eIF2Balpha
Product: translation initiation factor eIF-2B subunit alpha
Exons: 9
Coding region: 166-1071 (301 amino acids)
Biological process (GO): translational initiation
Cellular component (GO): eukaryotic translation initiation factor 2B complex
Molecular function (GO): guanyl-nucleotide exchange factor activity; translation initiation factor activity
Source: RefSeq, a predicted model, not a curated record